Suillus subaureus is the source of this 552-nucleotide messenger RNA. RefSeq lists its product as uncharacterized. The record is from RefSeq and is a predicted model, not a curated record. The transcript is spliced from 3 exons. Bases 192 to 470 code for a protein of 92 amino acids. NCBI's taxonomy places the organism in Eukaryota, Fungi, Basidiomycota, Agaricomycetes, Boletales, Suillaceae.
CAAGGGACUUCUCGGUUCACAUUUGGGACCUCAAGACCAAUCAGCCAGUUGGAGACUCACUCUUGCAUGUCAAUGAACUCUCGACUGUUGACAUAUCCCCUGAUAGAAAGUACAUUGCAAGUGCUGGAGAAGACACGAAAGUCUACAUAUGGAGCAUGGGGGUGGUGCUCAAAUAGCAGGGUGUUGAUUAUAUGGGGACGUGCAGCCUGACCAGGAGAUGCGCGUCAGUCUGUUGUGAACAACCUUAUACUUUGCUUAUUCGUCUUGUAUUCGUUCAAUUUUUGAUGCCCAUGGUCUCCAAGCAGCAGCCCAAUAACAGAGGCUUGGCAAGAUAUGGUGAUGACUUCUGGGGUAUCAAUACAAACUACACACAUCAUACAGCUCUUCCUGUGAGCUCAUCAUUUCCCCUUCAUUGGCACAGUUCGCCAGGUUCCCUGCGUUUCACCAUUCCAUCUGCAAAUGCAUCAUAAUCAAUCUUGCCACGUAAGUCCCAGCGUUGGAAUUUCAGCCUGUUUCUUGUGGGACCAUCCCGACACACUAUUGAUGUAACUC